GGUGGACGGGGCAGCCAAGAGGAGUUCUAGUACAAGUAGUAGGAGGAGUCUGUUUGUUGACAUCGGACGCAUACCAGAAUCAUAUGAGUGAAGAUUAUUUGUAAUAACACCCUUUCUCGCCCACACCAGGACACUUCGCCUUGGCGAAGGCUAAGGCAACCUACACUGCCUUGCCAUUGAUCUGAGCAGGAAAAGAAGAGGUGACUAUGGCAGCCAAAGCAGGAGACAACCCUGAUAGCCUUAUGACACUGGCAACAGUGUUUUGCUUGAAAAAUCUCAGGAACACCAUGUGUUACCAGGGUUUCAGAAACAAGCUCUGUCUCCGAUCUGACAUCUUUCUUCCAAGUGAAAUCUGUGACAAGUUGGUAAACACAUAUAUGGAGUUGGUUCAUACAAAUAGUAAUUUUGAUCCAGAGGAGAGUUUCUUCCAACUGUUCUCAGACCCUCGAAGCACCAGACUGACCCGGGUACAGCUCAGAGAAGACUUUGUGCGUGACAGAGACCUUGAAGCUAUAAGAAAACAGGACCUUAUUGAACUUCAUCUCAUCUACUGCAACAAUCUAUCGUCACGCAGCUUGAAAACUUUAACAUGUUUUCGAGACACUUUAGUUUCACUUUGUCUCUUCAACUGCAGCAACAUAUUUUUCAAAAAGGGCGGUGCUCCACUCGCUUGUAACGAUGACUCGGAGGAUAGCACUUCUUCUCGGCAAGCAUUAGAGACAGACUUUAACUUUGAAGGCUUCAACCGCCUCCGCUUGCUUAACUUAGGAGGUCUGUCUGAUGAGGUGGAUGUUGAGACCCUCCUCAGACCCCUCAAAUCUCUAACAUCACUAGAUCUAUCCAAUGUACAGCUGCAAGGUACAACAUUUCUCACCCAAUGGAAAGACAGACUAGCUUCUCUUGUCCUCUAUAAUGUGGAACUCACAGAGGAGCUGGUAAACACUGUACUGGAACUUGUUAAUCUCAGGCAUCUGGAUAUCUCUCGAGAAAGCAGGAAAACCUCCAGAUUUAAAAUGACAAAAAAGAUUCUUGUAGCCAUUGUACAGAGACUGAUCCACCUAGUGUCAUUAGACAUCUCUGGGCACAUUAUGCUAGACAACUGCACAGUUCCACACUUUGAAGAGGCUAUGGGCCGACCAAGUAUUGAGCCAUGCAAGAGUAGCAUUUACCCCUUCCAAGAACUGAAAAGGCCUCUACAGUUUUUGGGUUUAUAUGACACCACUUUGUGCAACGUGACACAUAUCCCUGCAUAUAAGGUAACUGGAUCAAAAAAUGAAGACCAAGUUUUAAAUGCCAUUGAAGCUUACACGGAAUUUCGUCCAGAGUUGGCGCACAGAGCUAUCAAUCAGUUAUUUGACAUAGCCAGGAUACAGCAUUGUAGCCAGCUCCUUAGAGCUUUGCAACUUGUUAUUGCAGCACUGAAGUGUCAUAAAUAUGAUAAGAGCAUCCAGGUGACAGGCAGUGCUGCCCUGUUUUACUUGACCAAUACAGAGUAUCGCAGUGAUCAAAGUGUGCGAUUGCGCAGAGAGGUCAUUGAAGUAGUGCUGAAUGGGAUGGAACAGUACCAGGAGGUUACUGUCCAAAGAAACUGCUGCCUGACACUAUGUAACUUCAGUAUUCCUGAGGAGCUGGAGUUUCAGUACAGUCGGGUCAACCAGCUGUUGCUCAAAAUACUGGAGCCAGCCAGGCAGGAUGAGUCCAUCCAGAGAAUCGCUGUUCAUCUCUGCAAUGCAUUAGUGUGUCAAGUAGACAACCACCACAAAGAGGCUGUUGGGAAAAUGGGAUUUGUCAAGACCAUGUUGAAUUUAAUUCAAAAGAAGCUGCAUGACAGAAUGUGUGACCAGGUAAUGGAGUUCUCAUGGAGCGCGCUGUGGAACAUCACUGAUGAGACGCCAGACAACUGUCAAAUGUUCCUCAACUGUCGAGGCAUGAGUCUCUUCCUUGAGUGUCUGCAGGAAUUUCCAGACAAACAGGAGCUUCACCGUAACAUGCUGGGUCUGCUUGGAAAUGUUGCAGAGGUCAAAGCACUGAGGCCACAGCUGCUCACCCCACAGUUCAUUACAGUGUUUAGUAACCUCUUGGACAGUAAGGCAGAUGGGAUAGAGGUGUCGUAUAAUGCAUGCGGCGUCCUUUCACACAUUAUGUUUGAUGGACCAGAAGUUUGGUCUAUGGACGAGCCCCUGCGAGAGACGGUCAUGGACAAGAUGUGGGAGGCCAUCCAGAGUUGGGACGUCAGCUCACGACGCAACAUUAACUAUAGGUCAUUCGAGCCCAUUUUGCGGCUGCUGCCUCAGACCAUCUCGCCUGUCAGUCAGCACUGGGCCACGUGGGCUCUCUACAACUUGGUGUCAGUUUACCCAAGUAAAUACUGUCCAUUACUAAUAAAAGAGGGAGGAAUAAGUCUUCUAGAGAAGCUCUUGGACUUGGAGAGCUCACAACCGGACACCAAGGAUAUGGCCAGAAAAGUAAUGGAACAAUGUGAAAAUUUUAAAGAGGAUCCUAUGGAAACCAAUCAUGGACAGGAGGUAAAUUAUGAACAAAGGGGCUGAAGCUGUAGGAGGCACAGUUUCAUGAAACAAGAAAAACUUCACCUGUCAUCAGCGGAAGGGUCAAAUUGUGUGCAUUACUCUUUUGAUUUUUUUUUUUAAUAUUUUGUUUGUAGAUCAGAUAUAUAUCUAUUUGGCCCUCCUCAUGGCAGUUAUAUGACACUUAAGACAUGGUGCAUGGUGUUUUUGAGGGUGCUUACUUUUGCUGAGCAUCUGUACCGGGCAGAUGUGAGGGGAGGUAUCUCUUCUUUAGUGUGUGGAUCAAAGAUGGUCUGAGUGAUGCCUGAGUCGUCUCUUCGCUCGCCAUUAACUGACAUAAUGUUUAGAAUGUGACGCUCAAGUUGUCCACUGUAUCAGAGCGGGAGGGCGGGGCCAUGGAGGUGAUUAGGUGUAGUCACUUUGUGUGUAGAACUGGUAACACUGCUGAGAGGGGUGUUUCUCUCCAUGUGGCACAAUGUCGGACUUCUUUGUUAUUUAUGUAAAUAUUCUUUGUCUUAUUGUUUUACUGUGUGUUUUUUAAUAUCUGUAAACAACCUCCAUAUUUAAACUUGUUUUUUCAAAAGCUCAUUGGUAAACUAUAGUUGUUAUACCAGUCCUUCUUGUGCAGUAAUGCUACAUAUUUAUACCCCACAAAUGAGUAGUUUGCUUCCAGUCCUGUUUUUUUGAUUCAUCAUAGGUAUUUUGAUUGUAUUAUUUUGGUCUGGUUCUAACACACCAUGGCAUGUUAAGACGUGCUGAUGUGGCCCGUACCCUUCCUGACUCAACCAUAUUUAUUACAGGCUUGGGACCAGCACAAAAAGUGACCACAUUUUGCACAGGUACAUUUGUGAAUAUCUUUGUAAAUAUGUAACAAGACAAUACAGACAACACAGAUUGAAAAUGUAACACCUAAAAAAAGUAGGCAGAGAGGAUCACUUUUUUUCUUAUAUUUUAGCCUAUUUUAUAAUAGACCACCACCUUGCUUUAUUUUACUUGUUUUAAAUACUAAAUAAUUUAUACAUCUAAUCAGAUUUUAACAAAUACAAGACAGGACCAUAUGUCUGUCAAGACUGACACUGAUCAACAUGCUGCUAUACUGAAUGCUAACUAACACAUUUAUUUUAAUAGCUAAAAGGGGAACCAGGGGUGCAUCAGGUUUCAUGUUGCAUACUAUUAGUUUGUUAAUUUGAACCAUAUCAUGGUAGACUAAAGGUCGAUCACUUUACUGUAAGUAUGUGACCUCAUAGUACAUUUGUCAGAUACACUCCGCAUCACAAAACUUUGUAGAUUUAUUCCUGCAAAAUUGUGUAGCUGGACAAAACUGUAACUCCAAUUGUAAACAACUGAAAGCUAUUCAUAUGAACAAUAGAGCCAGUGCCGCCACAUGCAAAGAUAUUUUUUUGUCCAAAGAGUUUGGCUUUGCUAAAAUGCACUUUUUAAACAUUCAUCAGUUAUAACUAAACAUUUUCCACCUCAGCUUCACUUCAUACAGUGUAUAAAUGUACAUGUAAAAAGCAGUCACUGAUGUCCACAGAAGGCCUCUCCUUUUAUCUUUUAAAAUGUGUGUUUAGAUGAGACCGAUAACUCAAAGUACUGCACACCGCUCUAACUCUAUGUAGCACAUCUCCAUCAAAAGUAUCUUCUGUCAUCAUCAGCUGAGUUAACUGUCUCUCUCAAAUGUGUUUGGGUGAUUUAGCCUGUCAGUUGAGUUUUAUGAAAACUUUAUUAAAGAAGCUUUUGUUUUAUUUGUAGGCUAUGUGUGGAUAGUCAGAGAAUCUGCUCAACUUACAGAAGGACUGGCACUUCCAUGGGUUAUUUAAUAGUCAAUAUUAAAAUCUGAGGAAGGCUUGCAUUUAAAAUUAUAUCAGCCUACUUUUGUUAAUUUUGUUAAUUUUUUUAGGUUUUCAAUGAAAUCUUUGGGAAUUAUAAAAUAAAAGUUACUGUUAAAGGUUGACUGUUAAACAGGCCUAACUGAAACUGUAGCCUGUACGACACUGGGUCAGUCGGUCAGUUUGUUUAGCACACUGAUGUUGUGCUUUGGAAAACCUUGUCAGCUUUUUGGGGUAAUUGAUUAUUAACCAAAUCAAAUGUUGCAGCAUUUAAAUAAAACUGUAUAAUAUGACAAGUACCAAACCAUUAUUAAGCAUAAGCAAUAAAGAUGGAGUGGUAAA
Molecule: messenger RNA, 4696 nt
Organism: Periophthalmus magnuspinnatus
Lineage: Eukaryota; Metazoa; Chordata; Actinopteri; Gobiiformes; Gobiidae
Gene: zer1
Product: zyg-11 related, cell cycle regulator
Exons: 16
Coding region: 207-2549 (780 amino acids)
Cellular component (GO): Cul2-RING ubiquitin ligase complex
Molecular function (GO): protein binding
Source: RefSeq, a predicted model, not a curated record